Molecule: messenger RNA, 2551 nt
Organism: Diaporthe batatas
Lineage: Eukaryota; Fungi; Ascomycota; Sordariomycetes; Diaporthales; Diaporthaceae
Exons: 1
Coding region: 255-2345 (696 amino acids)
Source: RefSeq, a predicted model, not a curated record
GAAGCUGCAAGUGCCUCUGGGCGGACCAAGGAAGUCGUUGAUCCAACUUUGAGUCAAUCUGGAGGAUUAAAAAGAUCGAAGUCCCUCCCUUGUCCACUCGCAACGUCCCCGGGCAGGAGAUUUCAACGCUGGCCUGAUAUCCCACGAGUACUGUCACCACCUUUUGAUCCGGAAGAGCCUACAGAACCGCUUAUCUAGCUUCAGUUUGUCCAAGACCCAGACCCAAAUUAUUAAUACAUCCGUGACGUUGCACAAUGGACACACACGCAGACGAGGACCCACCAGCACGUAACCCGAUCUCUGGGGACGCCGGACCCGGUUCCACUAUCGCCGACCUGUUGCCCGUUCCAGUCAUCACGGAGCCUGUUGUCGAUCCCGAAAAGGUGGAAACAUCAAACACUCUUGCUGGGGGUACUUCUCUAUCGCAUGCACUGGCAACGACGGAGCACACCGAGAAAGGCCUCGCUCAGCAAUACCAUGAUGAAGAAGUACUCAAUCUUGGAUGGCAUCAGAAGAAACAGGAGGUUUCUGAGCCUUUGGUUGGCGGUCUGGACAACGAGGGGUUGUGGAUGCUGGUACGGCGCUUCGACAUGCAAAUGUACCACGUCAAAUCCAUCCCCAACCCCGUUCCGGGAGGACUCGACCUCAACAUUGCUGAUGACGAGGAGUUCUCUCCCGACAAGCUGCGUGCAAACAUCGAGAGGCUUUAUAUGACCGUCAUCGUGCACCUUCUGGCUGCUGUCAAGCACGUUGCGCGGCUGAGAUCCUGGCGUGAGAGGAAGCGAACCGUGUCCUUCGCCACCGCCUACUUCACCGCCUGGCUUCUCGACUUGAUUGUGCCACUGCUUUCGUCCACCCUGAUCAUGUUGAUCGUAUAUCCGCGAGCGAGACAAAUCUUGUUCCCUCCCGCACCCUUGGCACUGGUCGAUUCGAAAUCAGGAGGGCUGAAGAAACCCUCAGCAGGCGCGCUGGGAAGCCAUGACAGCGCAACAGGAGCACCGGAAAAACACCGGGGUGAGGCGGUCGAGCAGGAGGCAAGCAACUUCGUGAGCGGUAUAACAUCUGUGGCGCUGAGCAGCGCGGCUGGCAAACAUCCUGGCGACGUGGCCGAGGAUGGAGGCCCUGCGGAUUCGGCCCCAGACCCAUCGGCGAUUGCAUCAGGUGCCGCUGAGGCCAGGACUAUCUCCACUGGUGCAAAGGCAGAAGCUGGCUCCAAGCACGACAAGACCAAACAGCCUAUGGAGGCAGCCAUGUGGAACAAGAUGAAACCGAUCAUGCACGCCCUCGCUGAUGUGGCCGACACAUGGGAGCGAUUUGGCAACGCGCUCAGCCCCACAGCUCCGUUUCCCAAGAACUCGUACCGCAUUCGCCUCGCAGUUGCAGCCUCGCCGAUGCUCUUAAUGUCCUUGCUCAUCAGCUCGUACAUGUUUACUAAGGGAGCCACCUUCGCGCUCGGAUUCGGCUUCUUCGGUGACCCCGUCAUCCAGCGUGGCCUCAGUCUCCUCGACCGUCGGUUCCCCAACUGGCAGAAGCUGCUCGAGCUUCGCAACACAGUACUCAAGGGCGUGCCAACAAAUGCACAGCUCACCAUAACUUUGCUCCGUAUCGGCGAAGCAAACAAGGCUCCUCUUCCACCGCCGCCGAAGAUCACUGAGGCAACUCCCGACGAACAUGUUGCGAUAACGGCCGACGACUUGCAAGCUAUCGGCGGUGAAGCGCUUCUUGGGGCGAGUCAAUCCGAGAUUGACGAUGCGGUGCGAAAGGAUCCGGCCACGAUUCAAGACACAGACGGAAAAGAUAUCAAUGAUUCGAAAUCAAGCAACCACGGCAAGAAAGGCAGCAGGAUUCUCGGAUUCUUCAAGGGCACAACCAAAGGCGCGGUAAAGACAGCCAUCGGCACAGAUACGGUCAAGGCCAAGGCAGGCUCUGCCAAAGCAAAGGAUCGCCUGGGCGUGAUACCUCGUCACCAGCACUUGGAUGGUCCGGUUGAGUUCCAGGCUCGUCACAAGGGUCACAAGGGGCGGGUUUACAUCACAACGAAAGCGACGAUACCCUCGGUGGCCUUCAGCACGGAUGUGAGGUCUGAUCUCGACGAGAUCGAUACAGAACACGUGCAUCCUGCAUGGACCGUGGCAGUGGCAGAUAUAGUGGAGCUGAAAAAGAUUGGGGGAUACGGGUGGAAGGCGAAGCUGGUGGUUGGGUGGUCAACGGGCAAGGAGGUUGCUGAUGGCCUAGAAAUCGCCACCAGCAAGGGAGAAGUAUUCAAGGUCACGGCGUGUCCCCUGAGGAACGAACUUUUCAACCGCCUCGUUGCCAUGGGUGGGCAGAAAUGGGAGGCUUGGUGAAUUGUCCCAGAGAUCGACCAGGGGAGACAGUCAUUCGUCACGGUCUGCGAUGUUUAGACACUUAUCCUUCACGUGAACAUUUCACUGGCUAGUUUCAGGCACGGCAGCAGUUUUAGAAAGGUUGGCCGAGGCUGGAUUACAUAUGCUAUGCCACCUCUUUGGCAUCAUUCGCCCGACUCUAGCAAACGAGCGAAUAGUAACAUCCA